This is a messenger RNA of Brassica napus (rape), 450 nucleotides long. RefSeq lists its product as uncharacterized. Bases 1 to 450 code for a protein of 149 amino acids. NCBI's taxonomy places the organism in Eukaryota, Viridiplantae, Streptophyta, Magnoliopsida, Brassicales, Brassicaceae. The record is from RefSeq and is a predicted model, not a curated record. The transcript has 2 exons.
AUGGCGUACUACCUUACAGAUGGAAUUUAUCCGAAUUUGUCAACAUUUAUCCAAUCCAUCCCACUUCCUCAACGUCCUAAAGCAGAGCUAUUUGCUCGACGUCAAGAAUCCGUCAGAAAAGAUGUCGAACGUGCUUUUGGAAUAUUGCAAGCGAGGUUUGCAGUAGUUAAAAACCCAGCUCUACUAUGGGAUAAGGAAAAAAUAGGAAAGAUUAUGAAAACUUGUGUCAUACUCCACAAUAUGAUAGUAGAGAACGAACGCGACGGAUACACUCAGUAUGAUACAUCUGACUUCGAAGCAGGAGAGUCAAGCCGAAGUUCCAAGGUUAAAAGGAGAAAAAGUGUGAAUGUCCCUAUGCUUGACAUUCGCAAUCAAAUUCGGGAUCCACAGAUACAUGAUCGUUUGAAAGCUGAUUUAGUUGAAAUGUAUGGGAAAAAUAUGGUUCAGUAA